CAAACAGUUACCACGGGUCUAGGCUGAUAAUCAAUGGUAAAGGCCAGGAGAUACUUGUCUUUAAGGACAGGUAUACUUAUAAUUGUGCAUUCCAUUCAGUGAUGUGUGUGUGCCUAUGUGAAGACAAACAUAAUGACUUCAUAUACAGGUUUGACUUGCAUGGUGAUGAGGGUUACAAUGGUUCACCAAUUGUUGUGACCACAGAGGAAGAGGAGGAUGGUUCAGGAGACCAAGAAUUUGUGACAAUUGAUUCCCUCUUCCAGGAAAAAUUGAAUGGUCGGUUUUGGGUUGCUGGUGAAGUCAUUGAUAUAGAAACUGGAGAUGGAUGGUGGUACUUGGCUUGCAGAGAAUGUGCCAGGAAGGUGGCACCAAAAUGUGGCCGUUUUGAAUGUCUAAAUCCAAC
Cuscuta epithymum is the source of this 403-nucleotide messenger RNA. NCBI's taxonomy places the organism in Eukaryota, Viridiplantae, Streptophyta, Magnoliopsida, Solanales, Convolvulaceae. The record is from the annotation of a GenBank genome assembly.